This is a messenger RNA of Schistosoma intercalatum, 333 nucleotides long. The record is from the annotation of a GenBank genome assembly. Lineage: Eukaryota; Metazoa; Platyhelminthes; Trematoda; Strigeidida; Schistosomatidae.
AUGGUUUUGUAUCCUUUUCCUAGAUUAAUGCGGAUCAAAGAACUACGGUGGGAAUAUGGUAUCAUUUUACCUAAAGAUAUCCGUGAUAAUUUAUCGGAAGCGGAACAAGCAUGGUUUAAACACUAUUGUAGUUGUUUGGCAAACUUCAUGCAGGCUGAUGGAUCGGAACGUGGAGGCGGUGGAAUGCUAGAUUUAACACAAUAUCGCACACCACCAAAAUCAUUAUUUCUAGAAGUCCGUUGUCUUCAAGAUUUUGGCGAAUUCGAAACAGAGGAUGGCAGUAUUUUACAUUUAACAAAAGAUUGUACAAUCUCUCUCCCUUCUUGUUCAUAA